This is a messenger RNA of Coprinopsis cinerea okayama7#130, 87 nucleotides long. Its product is annotated as fungal mating-type pheromone. The transcript has a single exon. NCBI's taxonomy places the organism in Eukaryota, Fungi, Basidiomycota, Agaricomycetes, Agaricales, Psathyrellaceae. Bases 1 to 87 code for a protein of 28 amino acids. The record is from RefSeq and is a predicted model, not a curated record.
AUGGACUCCUUCACCACCAUCAACAUCCCCACCAACUUCGAGACUGGCGGCGGCUCCGGCAACGGUGCCUACUGCGUCAUCGCCUAA